AAGGAAUAAUGCGAGUUAAUGGUCGGUUGAGCAAUUCAGCGGCAUUAUCAUACAACGAACGUUAUCCGAUUAUAUUACCCUAUAGCAGUCGAUUAGCCAAACUACUCACCCAAUUUACCCAUCUAAUAACCCUUCAUGGCGGCAACCAGCUAGUCUUACGACUUAUGCGUUCGGAAUUCUGGAUACCGAAGCUGAAAACCCUCAUCAAGUCUACCAUUCAUCAGUGCAAAACUUGCGUUUUGCACAAAAAGCGUAACACUACUCAGAUUAUGGCAGCACUACCCGCAGAACGUACCACCUUAACCCGUCCAUUCGCAGCAACAGGAAUCGAUUUCGCCGGUCCCUAUGACAUAAAAAAUUACACCGGCAGAGCAUGUCUGAUCACAAAAGGUUAUGUAUGCGUAUUUGUUUGUUUUGCAACCAAAGCAAUACAUCUAGAGCCAGUAAGUGAUCUCACCACCAACGCAUUCAUGGCCGCAUUCGCACGUUUCUUUUCCAGGCGCGGAUGUCCCGCCGAUCUCUAUUCGGACAAUGGAACUAAUUUCGUUGGAGCGUCUAAACUUUUAAUUAAAGAUCGGCGAGAAUUCAUGAAGUCAUUGAAAACUCAAUUAACAGCUAGUGAAGCACACCAAAACAUCAACUGGCACUUUAAUCCUCCAGGAGCUCCACACAUGGGUGGACUCUGGGAAGCAGGAGUGAAAAGUUUAAAGAGCCACUUGAAAAAGGUGUCUCAGAACCAGAAAUUCACUUUCGAAGAACUAGCAACCCUUUUAACCCGAAUCGAAAGUUGCUUGAAUUCUCGCCCUUUAAGCCCAUUAAGUGAAGACCCAACAAAUUUAGAACCUUUAACUCCAGGUCAUUUCUUAAUAGGUACCCCUUUAUUAAUCCCAGCAGAACCUAACUUAGAAGAUGCACAUCUAAGCAUCGCACAAAGAUGGCAGAAACUGAAGAUACUCCAUCAACACUUCUGCAAACGAUGGAAAGAAGAAUAUUUGAAAGAACUCCACAAAAGAUAUAAGUGGAAAUACCCUCAACGCAACAUAGACGUUAACGAUAUGGUAGUUAUACGUCAAGAAACUCUACCCCCAAAUGAGUGGAGACUUGGUCGCAUCGAAAAAACGUAUCUCGGUGCAGACAACAAAACAAGAAUAGUUGACAUACGUACCUCUCAGGGAAUAAUUACCCGCCCAAUAACCAAAAUAGUCACUUUACCAAAUAAUUAAUCUUAUUUCCUUAUAGUGACAUGGCCCCUCAAAGCAGUACGAAGUCCAUUUGCAGCCGCCAAAGCAGCCCCACAUUCACUGUGCGAUCCCUCAGCUCGACUCGUAGCAUCAGCCCACUCUCCGACGAAGGAACCCUGGCAAGACGCCUGCAUCGCUUUAAAGCGACCCUUUCCCCCAUUCGAGAGGAGCGUGGAAAUACGAAUCGCACGGCCCGACGUACCAUCAGCCGUUCCUCUAUUAGAGAAGAACGAGGAAGUACCCAUCGCACAGCCCGGCGUACUAUCAGCCGUUCAUCAAAGCGAACGCACAAACACGUCGCCUGUGGAUUGUGUAAAAAAGACCAUCGACUGGUAACGUGUUCAAAAUUCACCAUAAUGAACAUUAGCGAAAAGUUUGACGCAGUCAUUAAACAUAAGUAUUGCGUCAAUUGCUUGGCCAGAUCGCAUUCCACCCAAAAGUGCACAAGUAAAAAACGAUGUGCCACGUGUAACGGGGAACACCAUUCAACCCUACAUGGACACCCCAGGUUGUUUUGCGAAGAGCAAAAGAAAACAGCAAAAGGCAAAAAGCGAUUACACGGACAAGAGGAUCUACCCACGUUACUGGCCAAGCCGACCCUCAUCCCAACCGUCAUGGUCAAAGUGAAACACGAUGGCAAAUGGCACAAAAUACGAGCCAUAAUAAACCCGACCCGAAAAGUGACCAUGAUUGCGUCAGAACUGGUCCAGAGUCUGAGGUUACCGAAAACGUACCUCGACUCGUAUCGUAUAUGUAAAGUCGUAAUCGGAUCAUUAACUGAUUCCGACUGGCACGCCGAAGUUAACUGCCUAUUGACGCAUGAUUUACCGACCCGACCCUAUAAUCGUGACUUAAGUGGCGAAAUCAUUAAAAAGUUCGACCACUUAGUCCUAGCCGACCCUACAUUUUGGAAAGACGACAAAAUCAUGUUGGAACUGGGAGCUGACAUCUACCCAAGAUUGAUGAAACCCGGCUUAUUCAACCCCGAUAACAGCACCGUGAUCGCACAAAACACCGCACUCGGUUGGACUUUAACCGGUGCUUGUGCGAUUUAAAACCCAAAUCUAAAAAUCUUUUUAUUCGCAGACACUGCAAGGCGGCCGGGAUGUUCAUACCAAAUGAACACAUCCCUGCAUUGUCCUCCUAACUCGUCUAAAUACGAAUUAGAGGACAAUGCAAAAAACACCCAACAGCGCCAACAUAACAGCGAAGCACCCAACGAAACAAAAAGACACAAUAAAACGAAUCACCAUAGCGGACGGACACAUAGGCGCCAAAAGCAGCAGCAAUAUCAGCAGCAAUAACAACCACAGCAGCAUCAGCAGUAUCAGCAGUAUCAGCAGCAACAAAUAGCAGCAAUCACCACAACAGAAUCAUCUUCUCAACGCGGGAAAAGCUCAACCACAUCAGGUUACCCAUAAAUUUGUAAUUAGAUUAAGUAUAAUCAUAAUUAGUUUUAUACAUUAUCAUACAAUUAUACACAUCCACACAUACUCACCCAAUUGUACUUAUUAACCCGUACACAUACAUAUAAGUAUUUUAUAUUUAUUCAAAUAUAAUCAAAUUGAAUUGUUACCCGA
This is a messenger RNA of Bactrocera neohumeralis, 2821 nucleotides long. RefSeq lists its product as uncharacterized. The transcript has 2 exons. Lineage: Eukaryota; Metazoa; Arthropoda; Insecta; Diptera; Tephritidae. The record is from RefSeq and is a predicted model, not a curated record. Bases 1244 to 2296 code for a protein of 350 amino acids.